Molecule: messenger RNA, 4980 nt
Organism: Rhododendron vialii
Lineage: Eukaryota; Viridiplantae; Streptophyta; Magnoliopsida; Ericales; Ericaceae
Product: DUF21 domain-containing protein At5g52790-like
Exons: 13
Coding region: 1568-3160 (530 amino acids)
Biological process (GO): magnesium ion homeostasis
Cellular component (GO): intracellular membrane-bounded organelle
Source: RefSeq, a predicted model, not a curated record
AGACUGAUUUCGGGAUGCUUAAGUCAAUGACCGGGUAAAUCCUCCGAUGGCCCUAAGGUUUAAUUUCAAAUUAAGUUGAUUUAUGAAGAAGUUUGGAGAUAGUGAAUAAAUUUAUCAACUCCUGUGAUUGACGUUUAAGAUGCAUGCUUAACGUCCGAUUCGAAUACAUACGGGUUUGACCUCUUGUGUGCAAAUUGUUGAUACAUGGCACCUGUUAUGUGCAAAUAGCUAGUGUUCUAUUCCUUCAACUGUCUUUAACCACAACAUGUAGUGCCUACCUUAGGCAACACAUUUUGCAAUACUACCUACGUAAAUGGAGACCAAGCAACAAUAUACUACAAGUGCAUUAGGUAGAAUCUUCACAAAUUCAUACAAAUUUCAAUAAAUUGCUAUGCUGAACUCAACAAGUUCUAUGGUUUAGACGUUAGACUAUGAUCACCGUUCCAUUUUAGGACAUUCAACACGUAGACCCAAGUUACUUUCACCGGCUAUUUAAUAUGGUUGUCUUGGUUUUUUUAUUCUUAUGUUGUCCCAAGUCUGAAUCUCCAUGUCAUUAUUUUAGUUAAACCAAAAUUCUGACAACAGAAUAGGCCAGAAGAUCAUGCUGAAAUUUGAUUCUUCGGGAACCGGAUUACAGAUUUUCUUUACAUUCUAUGCUCCCAUUUCCAAGUUGCAAUGGAGCUUUUAGUGGCACACGAAUCACAAGUUAGGUAUGUAUGUGGUUUCAUUCCCAUGAUCUAGAAGAGUAUCUUACCGGGUUGGUUAGAAUGGAAGUAGAGUACAGACAGGAAACACCUGUUACACAUACUCAUUUAGCACAAGAGCUAUCUGGUGUAGUUUCACAUGGAUCAAGGAAGAUAGGAAUAUGCAUUGCUCUUUAAAGGGCAUGUAUAUAUUCUUAAAACCUAUAGUUAGCACAUAUGUGGGUGCUGAAACCCUCUUACUCCACCACUAUCAGUCAAAAGUUUUAUUCUUCUUUUUUGUUCUUCCAACAUUGGAGUUUGCAUGUUUUUUCAAUUUUUAACUUUCAGUGUAUUUGCUGCUUCUGUAUCUAGAAUCUUGAGCAAGUAUCUGGGCAGUUGGUAGAAUGAGAUUAAAAUACAGAAGGGCAACCCCCAGAUACAUAUGAAAAAUUUGUGAUAGGAGCUAUCUGGCGUAGGCUCACAGGGAUCAAGGCAUGUGGGACCAUCUUACUCUACUAUCAGUUAAAAAGUAUUGUAUGGCAUGCAUUUCAUUAUUUUUCCUACUUUGCUUUUUCUGACAUGGAAGAUUGCAUACUUUUCAACUUUUAAACCUUACCCAUCACAAAAAUACCAAAAAGUUAUUUGCUACUUACUGUCUCUUGCUAGAACUUGUUAUGUAGCCGUGUGUGUGGCAGUUGCAUCUUGGACUUCUGUGCCUAACAACUUUUUGUCCUUCUCCAUAUCUCAUUGGAUUAUUGCCUUAGAGCAAUUCAUAACUCUUCGAUUCUAUUUAUACAACUUUAAUUCCUUCAUUUUCUCUGCCAUUACAUUCCCCACCGCAAUCAUUCUUCCAUCUUCAUACAUUUUGUAAACUAAACAACACAAUGAGAGAAGACAAUGCGCCAUGUUGUGAGCCCAAGUUUUGGCUGUAUCUAUUCAUAUGUUUCGUCCUCGUGUCAUUUGCUGGUCUCAUGUCAGGCCUUUCUCUUGGACUCUUGUCCUUCACCCAAGUUGAUCUUGAAGUCCUUGUUAAGGCCGGUCUACCCCAAGACCAGAAGAAUGCUGCAAAGAUUUUGCCCAUUGUUAAGAAUGAGUAUUUGCUCUUAUGCACCCUCCUUGUUGGGAAAACACUGGCAAUGGAGACCCUUCCUAUAUUCCUGGAUUCCAUUCUCCCCUUUUGGGCUGCUAUACUCGUGUCAGUCACCCUGGUUCUUGCAUUUGCUGAGAUCAUCCCUCAAGCUGUCUGUUCGCGGUAUGGACUAAGUUUUGGUGCAAAAUUUUGUGUAUUAGUUCGCUGCCUCUUGGUCGUAUUCUUCCCAGUGUCGUAUCCAUUUAGUAAGCUGUUGGAUUGGCUCAUGGGGAAGGGUCAUUCCUCACUUUUAAGGCGAGCGGAGUUGAAGACAUUGGUUGAUUUUCACGGAAAUGAGGCAGGAAAAGGUGGAAAGCUAUUGCACCACGAAACUACUAUUAUUAGUGGAGCAUUGGAUAUGACACAGAAGACUGCUAAAGAUUCUCUGACACCUAUAUCUCAAACCUUUUCGCUUGAUAUAAAUUCUAAACUUGACAUGCGCACAAUGAGGUUAGUAAUGAGCAAGGGCCACAGUCGGAUACCCAUCUAUAGCGGAAGCCCAAAAAAUAUUAUCGGUCUAGUUUUGGUAAAAAAUUUGAUCUUCUGUCGUCCAGAGGAUGAAACCCCAAUUAAAAACAUGACUAUCAGGCGAAUUCCUAGGGUAGAUGACAACCGGCCACUUUAUGAUAUACUGAACCAAUUCCAAAAGGGCCAUGCUCACAUGGCCGUUGUUGUCAAAGGAAUGUCAACGUAUCUUCAGGAGCUGCCAAAACGAACAUGGAUACUAAUUCAUAGGAUCCAUUCACCAUUUGGGAAAAAGGAGCACGUACACUACUCAACGGAUGCAUCAUCCUCUUUGUAUUCUAGUGAUAAUGAAACUCAAAGUCCUGCACUUGAGAGUAUCAAGGAGCAAGGUCAUAUGCAUUGGCAGUUGGAGAAGUGGAAGCAAGGAGAAGGGUGUAGUACAUAUGAAGAGUUGGAAUCUCUUCCAAAUAAUUCUGAUGAAGAGGUCGUUGGUAGCAUAACAAUGGAGGAUGUUAUGGAGGAGCUCCUACAGGAAGAAAUAUUGGAUGAAACUGAUGAAUAUGUUGACAUCCAUAGCCGAAUCAAAAUUAAUCUACUACCUUCAAGAAGGUCAUCAUCAAGAUCUCCUGGAGUAGCUUCAGCGCCUGGAAUUCAUUGGAGAACUCCAGAGCUAUCUCCACUGUCUUCAUAUACUCCGAUACUUUGUUCACCACUUUCCCCCUACAUUCAACUUCCACUUGUUAGACCAAUUCUAUAUGCUUCUCCAGGAAAAUCCAUUCCAAAUUCUCCUUCCGGAUAUAUGCACCCUGUUCUCAGCUCUCCAUCUUCCCAUCGAGUCUCAAGAAAACCAUAUGAAAGACUCUGGCAGCCAAGUAGAGUUUAAAAGCUCUUACUCUCGUAGAAAAGAUUGCUAAAGCUUCAACAGUUGAGGUGAUAGCAACAGGUUAGAAGAUAUGGCAAAAAUGGAGUUCCUUAAUCACCACCCUCCAUCAGCAUCAAUCUGUACUAGUGUUUGAGUUGCGUCAAAUUGAUGAUGCCUACUGCUGCUUGUAAACAAACUAUAGCAAAUGUGAAACUCAAGGAGUCAAAACAGACACGUUUGAUGGAACAUAAAGUCCAAAACUGUUGAUCCUAUUUAUGUUGUCAAUUGCGUGUUGUCUGAUACUAGGGGAGCUCCCUUCCAGCCUCAGAGUGUCUUACUCCGCAAAUGAGUUUAAAUAUAUACGUAUGCAGGAAAGUACUAUACAAACUCAUUCUUUUGACUAUUUUUAAACUUACUGAGGUGUCAUGCGGCAGUUAUACUUUGAUGUUCAGAAUGGGUCUUACUUGAAUGAAAGUAUAGGGACAAUUCACGUGAGCAAGAAACGUUAUAAUUAUUUUGUUCGCAUAGCAUUACUUAUGUGUGUAAUAUUGGGUUGGUAUGAAAAUAAGACGCAGAUAAGGUACUUUAAGAAGAUUCCAAUUUUUCCGUCUCCCAUGAAUGCAACCUAUAAGUGACUUCAAUUCUUGUAUUUUUUGUUUCUUUGGAUUGGUCCAAGGUCUCCACUUCAUAUGCCUGAUUGCUAGCGUUUUACUCAGGAUGAUAACAAAUUGAGCACUGUUUUUAACUGUCUUAACAAAUGUAGCAUGUUUCGAUGAAUGUUAUGGUUAAACCAAUUUGACUUCUACCAAAGUGUUCACCACAUUCAAUGCUUAGAUAUCGCACUAUUUUUCUGUAAACCUGUUUAUUCAUCUUUUCAAAUUUUCAAAUUAAUUAAUUCAUUUGGUAAACUAGGCUCUAAGAGACUUCUUUGGGGUAAAAUUAGAAAUGUCAUAUAUAAUUGAUCUUUUUCUCUUUUUUUGGUCAAGCGGAAAAUCAUAUAAUUGAUCAUAUAAUCUUGGUUACAUAGAUGCUUUUUAUACAACAUCGUCAAUGGGAGCACAUUUAACUAUCCAUGGGGCUAAGAGCCCUCACAGCCCCGGCACAACGAGGCAAACCACUGUAUAAAAAUCGAAGUUGUCUUUUCUUUAGGGGUAGGUGGAUUAGUGGUUACCGGCGAAAAGCACUUUAUAAUUGGCUAGAAACAAGUGAUACCAAAUACUGUGCAUUUUAUUUUUGUGUUUGCUCAUGUGCAUCAAACCUUCAUUAAGCAAGGUCCAAUAAUCCGUCAGUAGUGCUACGCACACAUCAUACCAGAGAUUGAUUCAUUGUUGUUUUCAUUCUUAGUCAAAACCAGUAUGAUGUUCCAAUGGCAUAUAUGCCAACGAUAGUUUACUACAAAGACUUGCAUACUCAUUGGAAGGUCUUUAGAUUCCAGACCAGACAAGUGUACAUGUUUCCUUGCCUUAUUUCAGAACUGCUUGGGAAUGGAAUAGAGCACAAAUAAGCACAAGAGAGAUCGAAAGGGAUGCAAACUAGAAAUGUGAGAGCUACUGUUGUAACUGUACUAUUGUUUAUCCAUCCAAAGGCAGCUGGCAAAGAAUAAUUUAAGAAUGAACAGUCAAUACGCAGCUGGUAUCUAGCAAUACUCUUUCUCUUAUAUGCAUCUAUUUCCCAUCAUAUGCUAUAACCAUCCUGAUCAGUGGCCCAUUCAUUGUUACAAGCAUUCAAGCCCCUUAGGGCUCUUAUUUUUCUGAUCUGGCUUCUUAAGAAUUCUGUGAGAAAGGCAGAUGUUAUUUUCAACAGGCUUUCUGAUUAUUAUGUCAACUCAUCCUCUUCCAUUG